GCGCAGGACCAGUUCAUCCUUUCCUCGUAGUCGCAUCUCAGCUUGUUGGCUUCCCGAAUAUUACCCUUACGCAACCGAUUGGCGCCACGACAGCUUUUUGAACCCUUAUUUUUUUUAUUUGCCUUUAUUUUCUCUCUACUUGUCAACCAGACAAGACUUACGCUGCCGUUCCUUUUGUAAAGGUCGGUUUUUUUCCUUCCCCACACUUUGCUUAAUUCUUUACAAAAAUUCUUUGCCAAGCCGCCAAAGUGGAGAGUGUCGUCGCACCAGGGGGACCUUCUCGUUUCAGUGUGGGGGGAGGAGGUGGGGGUGCACCUCAGCACUAUCCCAAGUCUGUCUGCAACAGCGAGUUCCUGGGGAAGACCCCAGGUCCUGGCGUUCAGAGAUGGAUUCCUUCACGAAACACUAGACGAGAUGCCAAUUCCUCCAGCGAGAAAGGAGAACAUGAUGCAAUCUUCAGGAAAGUAAGAGGGAUACUUAAUAAGCUGACCCCUGAAAAGUUUGACAAACUUUGCCUGGAGCUCCUCAAUGUGGGUUUGGAUUCAAAAGUUGUCCUAAAAGGAGUUGUUUUGUUGAUUGUUGACAAGGCCCUUGAAGAGCCCAAAUACAGCCAACUUUAUGCUCAACUAUGUCUUCGCCUGGCAGAGGAUGCACCAAACUUUGAGGGCCCAUCAGCAGAAAGUCCAGGAAAUCACAAGCUUAAUACUACCUUUAGAAGGCUUCUGAUUUCUAAACUUCAAGAUGAAUUCGAAAACCGUGCCAAGAAUGUUGAUGUCUUUGACAAACAUGACAACCCGCUCACCUCCGAAGAGGAGGAGCAGCGCGCUAUUGCAAAGAUCAAGAUGCUGGGUAACAUCAAAUUCAUCGGGGAACUUGGCAAACUCAAUCUCAUCCACGAAUCCAUUCUCCACAAGUGCAUCAAAACACUUUUGGAGAAGAAGAAGAGAGUCCAACUUAAGGAUAUGGGUGAAGAUUUGGAAUGCCUCUGUCAAAUAAUGAAAACUGUGGGGCCCAAAAUUGAUCAUGUAAAGGCUAGGUCCCUGAUUGAUCAGUACUUCACACGCAUGCGAUCCUUAAUGAACAACAAGGAAUUGCCGUCAAGGAUUCGCUUCCUGCUGCAGAACAUGGUGGAGCUGCGGGAUAAUCACUGGGUUCCUCGCAAAGCUUAUGUGGACAACGGACCGAAGACCAUCAACCAAGUUCGCCAUGAUGCAGUAAAGGAUUUGGGUGUGUUCAUCCCACAAUCCGAUGGGAUGAGGAACGACUUCUUCCCAGACCAUAACUCCUUCCUGCCAACAAGGAGAUGUGAGCGGGAACCUCUUGGUGGGCUGGCUGACAUGUUUGGACAACUUCCAGGGAUUAGCAUUGGAACUGGUCCAGGAGUGAUUCAAGACCAUUACUCCCCCACCAUGAGUCGUCAUCGUGCGAGCCCGCUGUUCAAUGGCCAUAUGGGAAAUGGCAAUGCUUCACACCAGCCUCAGUUUGAACCAGGAGUCAAACAGUUCACAAAGCCAAAUCAGGGGCAGAAUUCACCAGUUUUCAGCCAUAAACAGAAUCACUCAGCGCAAGCACAGUCCAAGGAUAUGGCUCCAAGGUUCAGCAAGAAAGGAAAACUCAACGCUGAUGAGAUCAGUCUGAGGCCAGCUCAGUCCUUCAUCUUGAGUAAAAACCAAGUGCCAAAGCUGCAGCCACAGAUGACUUUUAUGCCUCAAUCAGGUUCUCCGAUUGGACAGCUCGGCCUCAAAAAUAACCCUCCUCCAAUCCAGGAAAAGCCAGCAAAGUCCAACAAAAAGGCUCCACCGACUAAAGAAGAGUUGCAAAAAAUGACGGACACACUGAUGACGGACUAUCUGAACGGCAAAAACAUCGACGAGGCUGUGAGCGCUGCGAAGGAGAUGAAAGCUCCCAAGUACUUUCUAUCUGAGAUGCUGAACAAGAUAAUCGUGUUCUCACUCGAGCGGUCAGAUGAAGAUAAGGAAAACGCCAGCAAACUGAUCCAUGCUCUGGCCACAGAGGGUCUCAUCAGUCGCGAUAAUCUCCUACCUGCCUUCCUGCAUAUUCUGGACCAGGGUCCUAAGAUCGAGGAAGAAAUCCCUCUGGUGAAAUCGUACCUGGCACAGUUUGCUGCUCGCGCUAUAAUUGCUGAGCUGGUCAGCGUCGACGACCUGGCUCACCAGCUGGAGAACGGCGCCCACUUCCCCUUCUUCCUGCUCUGCCUGCAGCAGAUGGUCAAGCUGAAGGACCGCGACUGGCUGGCCGAGCUGUUCCAGCAGAGCAAGGUCAACAUGCAGAAGAUGCUCCCUGAAAUCGACCAGAACAAGGACAGGAUGUUGGAGAUUCUGGAGGGCAAGGGUCUCGGCUUUUUGUUCCCACUGAUGAAACUGGAGAAGGAGCUGCUGAAGCAGAUCAAAGUGGACCCCUCACCACAGUCCAUCUACAAGUGGAUCAAAGACAACAUCUCUCCCAGACUUCACACCGAUAAAGGCUUCGUCAAUAUCCUCGUGACCAGCCUCCUGCAGUACAUUGCUUAUGAGAUCAACCCGGACGACGACGAGGAGCAGCUGGCAGCGCCCAGCAAGGAGCAGCUGGAUGAUGAGAAGCAGCUGCUGCUGUCUUUCAAGCCGGUCCUGCAGAAGUUCCUCCACGAUCACAUUAACCUGCAAGUCAGCGCGCUCUAUGCCCUGCAGGUCCACUGCAACACCAAGAGUUUCCCCAAAGGCAUGUUGCUGCGCUACUUUGUGAACCUUUAUGACAUGGAAAUAGUUGAAGAAGAAGCCUUCCUCUCAUGGAAAGAAGACAUCACAGAAGAGUUUCCUGGAAAGGGGAAAGCAUUAUUUCAGGUGAACCAAUGGCUGACCUGGCUGGAGACAGCUGAGGAGGAGGAGUCAGAGGAAGAAGAUUACUGAGGAAAAACUAACCCAAAGCCAUGUUUUCACACAGCAAUGCGUUCUAUGUAUUUUUAUCUUGUCCUUUUUUUUUUUUUUUUUUUUUUUUUUUUUAGUUGCAAUUGUUACAACUCCAUAGCAAAAUGUUUAGCCAAAUCAAACUGGCAUCAUCGUCUCACUGUACGUACGUCCUAGAGUUACUGUCCUUGUCCUGCAGCGACGUUUUGUGCAUUUCAAUCAUCUGAAGCUCAUUUCUAAGAGUAGACAGUGUUUAUAAGGAAAAUGUGUCGAUCGGCCUGCUUUGUUACCCUUUUACUUCUAGUAAGUUACAAGCACGACUUCCUUAAACUGUUUACAAAAAGAGCAAUGUUUUUCCUUUAUUGGUUAAAAUUCAGCUUAAGAUGCACUUUGCUUAACAUUUUGAGUUGUUGCAAUAGUCACAUGUAUUCUCCUUGAUUUGUUUUAAUCGGUUGGGUUAUUAUGGGCCUUUUUAAUUAGCUUAAAUUCUUCUCAAAGGUAAUCUUAAAUAAACAGUUAUGGUCAAGCUUACUUGCACAUUUAUGAUCUCGUUCACAUUAAGCUGAAUAAAUCAAGAUCUUUUUAAUGUAUGGAACGUUUUUUCUUUCCUAGAAUGAAUCGGUGUGGCCUUUUUUUUUCUUUUUAAUUUAUCAGUUCGUAUAGAUAUACCUCUAAAGUGUCUGACUAUACUUGAAUGUCCUGAUUUUGACAUUUGUACGGCUAGAGCGGAGUUAACCAUGCUGCAGCUGUUAACCACUUGUGGAAAAUUUUACAUCCGUUUGCAAUAUUUCUAAAGUCUUUUUAACCUGAAAUCCUGAAGAAUGUACUGUAUGUGUACACUUGCGCCUUUAAAUGUCACGAGUGCUAGAAGUUUAGUGUACAACUACAGCUCAAUCUUAAAUAAAGUUUGACUGUUUAA
Messenger RNA from Fundulus heteroclitus (mummichog), 3822 nucleotides. RefSeq names its product eukaryotic translation initiation factor 4, gamma 2a (gene eif4g2a). Gene Ontology annotation, cellular component: eukaryotic translation initiation factor 4F complex. Bases 843 to 2906 code for a protein of 687 amino acids. Lineage: Eukaryota; Metazoa; Chordata; Actinopteri; Cyprinodontiformes; Fundulidae. The transcript has 21 exons. The record is from RefSeq and is a predicted model, not a curated record. Gene Ontology annotation, molecular function: mRNA binding; protein binding; translation initiation factor activity.